AUGGUUGACAUAAAAUGGGGCACUAUUGUUUCUCGUCUUCAAAGCCUUCUCUCUGAAGGCAGAUAUUUAGCUUCAUUGGCAAAUCAGGCAGAGGCUUUGUUGAGUUUGAUUUUUGCGAUGGUUCUUCCAAUAAUAUUCUUAACUAGCACAACAAAACUUUUAUUAUUAUUUGCCUUAGGUUAAGACACUCCAACCCAGACCAGAUGAGAAAUUGACUUAUCCAAUUUAAGUUAAAGACCCUCCAAUUCUCUGAUGCAGUCAUUGGGAAUCAAGGAAGUC
Molecule: messenger RNA, 279 nt
Organism: Moneuplotes crassus
Lineage: Eukaryota; Ciliophora; Spirotrichea; Euplotida; Euplotidae
Source: the annotation of a GenBank genome assembly